Molecule: messenger RNA, 1421 nt
Organism: Momordica charantia (bitter melon)
Lineage: Eukaryota; Viridiplantae; Streptophyta; Magnoliopsida; Cucurbitales; Cucurbitaceae
Source: RefSeq, a predicted model, not a curated record
UGAAUGUGAAUGCAGGGAAGGUGUUUGUGAAAAUGCCCAAGAGGAUUUUGUUUCGCCUCUUUUGAUUGAACUUGGUGGACGAAGAAUUGGGAUGAAUUUCUGGGUGUCAUGUUGAUGGAUUUUGUUUGAGAGGCAAGAAAAAAAAAAUGCAAAUAUGUUUUGUACUGUGGGAAGAUUGAAGAAGACGAUCCAGAAAAUGAAAGCUCAGGAAUCCGAGCAACCAACCGGCAACCGGCGCAAUGCCCGUUGGGCGGUGGGCGGUGGGGGGCAAACCUGUAAUUUACUCGAAAACGAGGCUAAUUAAUUUUGAGUAAUAUGGCACACUGCAUGCGUGCGUGGCUUCUUCUGCUAUAUAUGGAAGCUCUCUCUAUAGUGCUCUUUGCCACUGACAGAUUCCCCAAACCAAUCCAAUUUCAGCGAUCCUUCAACUGAAUUAAAUCCUCUUCUUCCCUCUUUGAAGCCCUAAUUCUUCAAGUUUUCUGUUUCGAUUCGGAGAUUUUGAGCGUUUUCAAUGGCGAAUCAGCUCGGCAAUCUGGUGGAAUCCAUAAAAUCCAAGGUGAAGGCACUGAAGAAGUCCAAGAAGCCAUAUGUUAAGAUGGAUAAAAGCUCCAGCGUCAAGGUUGAGAUCCGUAGCCGCAAAGCUCGCCUGUUGAUCGACAAGACCUUGAAGGUCGCCGAUCGCCCUGGCAAGCGUACCAUUUCUUAGUCUCUGUAUGAUCUCAACUCUCUCUUUUCAGCACAGCGCACUCAGGUUUUUAACGCUCUCUCUGUAAUUUACGCGUAGUUGCAAUUGCGGAAACUUCUGCUUUGUGAUUUGUUUUGUUUUGGAUUGAUCGUGUAGGCUUGCCGAUUCUGAGUUUCUCGUGGAUUUAUUCUAAUAUGGAACCGUUUCGGAUAAAUAGGUCUGGAACUAAACUUGUAAUUAUGGAUUGAUUGACGAAUAUGAAUUCCGAGUUUCUUCUUCUCUUCCUUCUAACUCUCUCAUUAUCCUCUACAAAUCUCGGCCUCAAUCUCGAUCUACUGCUCUGUUUGCGAUUAAUUUCAACUCCUCGAGAUGGAAGACUUCGAUUCGAAUCUUUUGAUUCUGAAUCGAACAGAAACAGUAGAGGUUGUUUUGACUUUGAUCGAAUACAUCGAUUCAUUUAAUGAAGUGGGAGAGUUUUCUGAAGCGAGCGAUUAAAUUUCUCUGUUCGAACUAUUUGAAAACUGUGAAAGGAAUCAAAUCAAUUUGAAUAGUUUGGGGGAAAACAAAUCUGUGACGGUUCCGAGAGAAAAUGGCCCACAUAAUUGAAGUGCAAUUAACGACUGGCAUGAAACUGCGUGCCCGAUCGUAUAGGACGGCAAAGGAUUGGGAUCAUUGGACGGCCCACACAAUUACGUCAAUCAAUUCUUCAUUUCAAAUGUCAAUAACAGAUUGUGCA